This is a messenger RNA of Adineta ricciae, 459 nucleotides long. Lineage: Eukaryota; Metazoa; Rotifera; Eurotatoria; Adinetida; Adinetidae. The record is from the annotation of a GenBank genome assembly.
AUGGCUUUAGUACCAAAAGGCAAUAUAUCGCAUCAUGUCAAUAAAUUUUUGGAACAAAAAUCUGAUCAUGAUUGGCUGCUAAUUCCACUCAAUUGUAAAGGUGCAGGUUUCGCGGAUUAUGUCGAGACUACAUUUUGUGAUUUACAACAAACACAAAGAGAAAAACUGAAAGGUAUGUACUGGACGAAUAGUCACACUUAUCAACAAGAAGACAUCAUUUUUGAUUACGGUGUUCAAAAUGGCAAAAUAUCGGCCACAUUACUUCAAGUAGUGUCUCAGAAAAAUGCGGCUAAAGAAUUGGAAGUUCUCGUUGGUGUUAUUUCUCUCAUACGAACGCCUGAAAUAGGUUGGCAUUUUAACAACGACUACUGGAAAAGUGACAAGGACCGAGUAAAAAGUGGACUACAAUACAUGUUUGGAAACGAAGCUAAAAAAGAACUAGCUUGCCACUACCAUUGA